CGGCUCUGGGUCGGGCGAGGAGCCGAUUGCUUCCAGCGAGUAGAGCCAGGGGGAGCCCCAGGCCGGCCGGGCGGGCCGAGAGCUUCCAGCGGGCAGAGCUAGGGAAGCCCCAGGCGGGCCGAGCGUUUCCAGCGGGCAGAGCCAAGGGAGCCCCGGGCCUCUGGGAAGAAGACCCGCGUCUCUCCAGCCCAGAGCCCGGUGCUUCAGGCUGGCCGGCUGGCCCCUGGUGCACAGCAUCCCCGUGUCCCCGGGCAAAGCCCACUGUCCCCAUGGCCGCGGCCAAGACUGAGAUGCAGCUCCUGCCCCCCCUGCAGAUCUCUGACCCCUUCGGCUCCUUCCCACACUCUCCCCCCACCAUGGACAGUAACUACCCCAAGCUGGAAGAGAUGGGGGGCCCUCAGUUCCUCACCUCCAACGGGGCCCCUGAAAGCAGCGGAUUCAACCCCCCCGGAGAGCAGCACUUCGAGCACCUCGCUGCAGACACGUUUCCCGAUAUAUCUCUGAAUAAUGAGAAAAGCCUGGCUGAAACGAGCUACCCCAAUCAGACGAGCCGGCUGCCACCUAUAACCUACACAGGCCGCUUUUCUCUGGAACCAGCCCCCAACAGCAGCAACACUCUCUGGCCAGAGCCUCUGUUCAGUCUCGUUAGUGGGCUGGUGGGCAUGGCGGACCCACCCAUCACUUCUACACCUUCUUCAUCACCAACAUCCUCAACCUCACAGAGCCCGCCCCUGAGCUGCUCUGUCCAGGCCAGUGAGAACAGCCCGAUCUAUUCAGCAGCACCAACUUUCUCCAAUUCUACCUCCGAGAUUUUCCCGGAACAGCAAACCCAGUCCUUCCCAAAUGCACCCAAUACCUCUCUCCAGUACCCUCCCCCAGCUUAUCCGGGUGCUAAAACUAGCUUCCAGGUGCCAAUGAUCCCGGACUAUUUAUUCCCCCAGCAACAGGGGGAAUCUAUCAACCUGGUCCCAGCUGAUCAGAAACCAUUUCCAACACUAGAAACCAGACCUCAGCAGCCCUCUCUCACGCCUCUCUCCACUAUCAAAGCUUUUGCUACCCAGACCAGCUCCCAAGAUCCUAAGACACUAAACACGACGUAUCAGUCCCAACUCAUCAAGCCAAGCAGGGUGCGAAAAUAUCCCAACCGUCCUAGCAAGACCCCUCCUCAUGAGAGACCCUACGCAUGCCCAGUGGAGUCCUGUGACAGAAGGUUUUCCAGAUCUGAUGAGCUGACCCGACACAUUCGGAUUCACACAGGACAAAAACCUUUUCAGUGCCGUAUUUGCAUGAGGAAUUUCAGCAGAAGCGAUCAUUUGACCACUCAUAUCCGAACACACACUGGGGAGAAGCCAUUUGCUUGUGAUAUUUGUGGUAGAAAGUUUGCCAGGAGUGAUGAAAGGAAGAGACACACUAAAAUUCACCUGAGACAGAAGGACAAAAAAACAGAAAAGGCAACUCCAGCCUCUCCUGCUCCUCAGAUUUCUACCUACUCCUCCCCAAUGACAACUUCCUACCCAUCUCCAGCCACCACCACUUUCCCAUCUCCAGCACCUACAUCAUAUCCCUCCCCAGUGUCCUCUUCCUAUCCAUCUCCAGCACACAGCACUUUCCCUUCCCCCUCUGUAGCAACUACAUAUCCUUCUGUUACAGCCACCUUUCAGGCCCAAGUGUCUACCACUUUCCCUUCUCAAGCCAUCACCAAUUCUUUCAGCUCACAAGGGACUUCAGCACUUUCAGAAAUGUCAACUUUUUCUCCAAGGACAAUUGAAAUUUGUUGAGACUGUAAAGCUAGAAAUGUUCAAAUAGGUGAUUGGUACUAUCAGACUGCACUGAGUCUGUCAGUUACUGAAGAACAUCAUAGGUAGCAAGGCCAUCCUAACUUUUCUUUAAAUUUCAACUGCCUGAAACAAAUGCCAUUUAAGUUCUCAACUUCUGUCAAAAGACUUAAUUUGCAUGGACAGUAGAUAUAAUUUCCCCAUAAACAUAUUUUUUUUAAAUUGAACUUUUAUUAAAUGCAUAGACAAUGUAAAAUGUACAUGUGCUAUGGAAUGGUUUUGCUUUCUUUGGGUACUAUAGAUGUGAAAAUUAUUUGCGUACUCAUGUUGUAUUAUUUGAAACAGGCCCAUAUUUUGUAAAUGGUGAUUCUAUUUUAGUGACUAUGCUAUAAUGAGUUUUAAAGUUUGAGAACAACACUUACUACGUAUUCAAGCAUGUAAGAGUGAUGUUAUGUAAAUAUCAACCAAUGAGACACUCAUAUGGCAAAAGUUUUUAAAGUUACAUGUUUUGGUGCCUUUUUGUGAAGCCUUGCUGAUGUCAUGCACUUGUGUGAAUAGAUGCUUUGCAUCUAGCCUUAAGGUGAAAGGGAUUUUAUUCAAGGAAUGUAAGGGAAACAGACUGGGGGUGGGGGGUGGAGAGGACUUAGAAGGCGCUAGAGGACAGAAUGUAAACAGUGCAAAAACAAACCCCUCUUAAAGUCUAUUUUUGUUACUGAAAUGUAAAUUUAUAUAUAUAUUCAGAAGUUGGAAUGUUGUAGUUUACCUACUGAGUAGGCAGCAAUUUUAUAUGUUAUGAACAUGCAGUUCAUUAUUUUGUGGUUUAUUUUUAUUUUGUAACUGUGUGUUGAAACAAAAGUGACUGGUUUAGCUUAAACACAUUGAAUGCGCUUUACUGCCAAUGGGAUAUUUGGUGUACAAUACCUUUUGGAAAAAGUAAAUAAAAUAUCAAAACAAUGUA
Pelodiscus sinensis (Chinese soft-shelled turtle) is the source of this 2733-nucleotide messenger RNA. RefSeq names its product early growth response 1 (gene EGR1). Gene Ontology annotation, molecular function: RNA polymerase II cis-regulatory region sequence-specific DNA binding; DNA-binding transcription factor activity, RNA polymerase II-specific. NCBI's taxonomy places the organism in Eukaryota, Metazoa, Chordata, Testudines, Trionychidae. Gene Ontology annotation, biological process: regulation of transcription by RNA polymerase II. The record is from RefSeq and is a predicted model, not a curated record.